GCCGGCGCCGCCAGCCUCCGCGCCCCCUCCGCCUGGCGCGCCGCCGCCGCCGCCGGGUGCCAGCCCGCCCCCGCCCCCGCCAGAGAAGCUGCCCGGCGUCGGCAUGUGCGGCGACGAGCCGUGGUACCACGACGCGGACAUCCGCCAGGGGCUCUACGACAAGGUCGUGGCCGCGCACGCCGAGCAGAAAAUCCUGGUGGGCCCGCCCGCGGACGAGAUCAGCCGCAUCUGCCCCUCGGGCGGCAGGAUGCUGGCGGCCGGUGGUGUUCUGCGACUGGGAGGUGUGCUGCUGGGCGGCUACGGCGAGACCGACAUCGGGUACGCCUACAGACACUUGUCCAGGGCCCUCCACCCAGACAAGAACCGCAGCAUUCCAGAGGCGGCGGACGCGUUCAAGCGGCUACAGGAAGCCGCCGACGAGCUCCGUCAGACGCUGGAGCAGCAGAGAGCCAUCAUGAAGGCCAUCUGCGAGGCCAUGGGCGGCGCCGUGACGCCGCAGAUGUCGGAGAGGCCGCAGUGGGCGCUCUUCGCCGAGGUGUCCCGCAUGCUGUCCGGCGUGCUGGGGCUGUGCGGCGAGGGCGCGGUCCCCUCGCACUCGCACAUACGCGGGUCGGUGGCCUUCGCCACGUGUGGCAGAUACCACGGGUGCGAGCCGGCGGCGUUGAUGGGAUUGUGGUUCGACAGCAACAGCCUCCUCGACUGCGUCGGCAGCGGCGCAGUGCGAAACUCCUACGACUGCUCGCCGAAGCACCUCCGUGCUGCCUUCCUGUGCGCUCUGUACAGGGCGACGAUCGCCGAGGACAAGCGGCUAGGCGGCAUUCGCGGUAGUUGGCAGGCCGUGUUCUCCCAGUUCCCAGAGCUGGGGCUGUGGAAGGAGCUGCGCGAGAAGUUCCGCCUCCGGACAGCCGACAGGGGUAGCAAGUGGGACGCGGCGUCGGAGUUCCAGCCCUCGGAGUGGGCCAAGGGCUGGCGCGACAAGAUCAGAGAGGCCCUGGCCACUGGCGUGGACGAGGCCGUGCCUGCUCACGCGCCGGAGGUGCGCAAGUUGGCUGGCGAUCUCUGGAAGGACCUGGCCGAGUGGGCGGCCAGUCAGGGCCUGCAGCGCAACCUAGAGCUCUUCACGGCCGCGGCAGAGGGCAGUGAGUCCGCCGCCCCCUCGACUGGGGUGCAGGACACCUGGGCGUUCGUGCCCGCCGUGGAUUUAUAUCUGAUGCGGGUCGUUGGUGAAGGCAUGGUCGGCACCACCGCGGAGGGGAUUUUCCUGGAGGCCCUGCAGGGGGUCGCCAAGCCGCCCAGCAAGGAGCCCGCCGCGGAGGCGGAGGAGGACGCCGGGCAGCCGAAGAGCCUCAGCAAGGCGGAGGAGCAGAAGCUCGCGAUGAAGGAUAUGGACUGGGAGAAGAUCUGGCGGCAGAAGAACCAGGCUCAGAAGUUCAAGAAUUCGAGCCGCGGGCGCAACGCCGGCUGGCAACGCGGCCACUCUCCAUCGCGGCGGUGCGUAUCCUCGUCGAGUCCAUCGCGGCCCCGGCGGCGUCGAAGGGCGAGGAGUCUGGGGCCGACAUCAGGGGAGCGUUGUGGAGUGCCGUCGCGGAGAGGGAACGGUGGCGGUCCGCGGACGUGCAGUCUCGAGCAGCGUGGCAGCGUUUUGGCGUCCACCCGCACGCGUGCACGAGGCCUUCCGCGAAAGGCUGGUCCAGCGUUCGUGUCACAUGUUGCCACAACGCUGGCCCAGGUAUCUUCGGGGAGUCCUUCAUUGACCGUAGCUCGAACUGUAGGUUGGCCCAGAAAGAUUCUUGCUGUUGGCUCGGUGAGUGUGCGCGCCUGGGUAAUGGUCCACAGUCGCGCGGAGGGUCAUCACAGUUCUGCUCCUCAUCUGUGGCACCAUCUCGCCGCAUUCCUCACACGCACGCCUUCACGGCGACAACUCUCCGUGAGAGGGGCGUUUUGGAAUACACUCAAGAUCACAUCAUCAAUCGGCACACUCGUUUACACGCGACCUUCACACGCAGCCUGCUCAAAAAAAUCUCUCGUUCUUGAUUCAGCGUUCGUCAUGGAAGCAUGAUGGCUGUAGCAUCGGCUGCAGCACUAUGUCAACAGCUCUAACGCAGGGCCAGCAGCAAGUCAUAGCAUGCCGCUCAUCGCGAGCCUGCUACUGCGGGGCAGCAGACAUCCUCGGAGCCAUGGACUUGUUCCCAGAAAAAUGCCCCCCCCCUCACCCCCUGGACCGAGCAGACUUGAUUUUGCUCUGCGAGAUCAGCCCCGAUAGUACCAUGGCAAUUCUGCGCACCCCGCUUGCGAUAUGGUUAAAUCGUCGCUCCUCACCCGAUUGAUACCUUACCGUGAUGAAUCCAUGAAUCAGGAUCAGGAACCAAAGACGAUCGUAUGGGAGAGGUCCCGACACCGUGUUGUUGAGUCAUCUUCAGGCCUUCGGCCCAGCCCGCCACCGUGCUUGAGUUAUGCACAAUAGACACUUUGGGGAUGCUUCCAAAUGUCUGGCGGUUGCGCGUUGUUGUUAAACCCUCUUGGGGCCUUUACUGGAGUUCGCUCCCUGCGCCUCUUGGGAUCCCUGGCCGCCGUCUUGGAGCGGACGUCUGGGCCGUGCCCGCGCGCCGUACCGUGCCGUGUUCGGCAUGUUGCGGCACUGACCUCGCGCACCGCGCGCGCCCCCCGUGUGUUGCUGACCACCACGUUAGAUGCUCGUUUGGGGGACCUGCCUGGGGAUCACCGGACAGAUCUGUUCGACUCUAGUUCGUCUCUUG
Messenger RNA from Prorocentrum cordatum, 2756 nucleotides. The record is from the annotation of a GenBank genome assembly. Lineage: Eukaryota; Dinophyceae; Prorocentrales; Prorocentraceae.